Messenger RNA from Pleurotus ostreatus (oyster mushroom), 558 nucleotides. It is a transcript of the gene NAT3, whose product is annotated as N-terminal acetyltransferase. Gene Ontology annotation, biological process: N-terminal peptidyl-methionine acetylation. NCBI's taxonomy places the organism in Eukaryota, Fungi, Basidiomycota, Agaricomycetes, Agaricales, Pleurotaceae. Gene Ontology annotation, cellular component: NatB complex. The transcript is spliced from 5 exons. Gene Ontology annotation, molecular function: protein-N-terminal amino-acid acetyltransferase activity. The record is from RefSeq and is a predicted model, not a curated record. The coding region runs from base 1 to 558 and encodes 185 amino acids.
AUGAGUGUUCUAAGGCCGUUCAGAGCUACUGAUAUGUUCAAAUUCAACAACGUGAAUUUGGAUGUCUGGACAGAAACCUACGGCAUUAGCUUCUAUCUAAGCUACCUUUCGCGGUGGCCCGACCUAUGCUGCGUUCAGCAAGCACCAAGUGGCCGCAUGAUGGGCUACAUUCUUGGCAAGGCUGAGGGUUCUGGCGCCGAAUGGCACGGUCAUGUAACUGCACUGACUGUAGCGCCAGAAUACCGACGCCUCUCUCUUGCCCGAAAAAUGAUGGACCUGUUAGAAUUCGUGUCAGACGAAAUCUACCGAGGCUUCUUCGUCGAUCUUUAUGUUCGAUGUGCGAACUAUGUUGCUAUAGACAUGUACGAGAAACUGGGAUAUAGCGUCUAUAGACGGGUAAGGGAAUACUACGGAAGUCUGGGCGUAGGAAAAGGAGGACGGGACGAGGAAGACGCAUUCGGACCAGACAUGCGGAAACCUCUCUCCAGAGACCCUGGGCGGCGGUCAGUCCGUCCAAACGGUAGAGAUAUUAUCGUUAGUGCCCACGAUGUCCCAUAA